Armigeres subalbatus is the source of this 1455-nucleotide messenger RNA. RefSeq lists its product as uncharacterized. The coding region runs from base 1 to 1455 and encodes 484 amino acids. The record is from RefSeq and is a predicted model, not a curated record. NCBI's taxonomy places the organism in Eukaryota, Metazoa, Arthropoda, Insecta, Diptera, Culicidae. The transcript has a single exon.
AUGAAAAAGGGAGGAUUUGCACUACGCAAAUGGUGUUCCAAUCGUCCUGAAGUUUUGGCCGAUAUUCCGGCCGACCAACUGGGAACGAGUUUGUCAAUUACUUUCCAAAUAAGCCCCGAUGAGAAGGUGAAAACUUUGGGAAUCACCUGGGAGCCAGGAACAGAUCAAUUACGAUUCUAUUACGAUGUCACCCUAAGUGAACAAUCGUGGACAAGGAGAAGUAUUCUGUCAGCUGUCGCUAAACUUUUUGAUCCCCUUGGGUUAAUAUCUCCCGUGAUUGUGGUUGCCAAAAUGUUGAUGCAAGAGCUCGCCCUACUGAAAACUGAUUGGGAUACGUCUGUUCCAGUUCACAUUGAGCGCAAAUGGAAGGAAUUCCACUCUCAGAUGAAUAAUAUCUCCGAACUAGAAAUAAGUCGGUUCGUUUUCGCUUCAAAAUGGGUGGAUAUUCAAUUUCAUUGCUUUUCUGAUGCGUCUACCUUGGCAUACGGAGCUUGCAUGUACGUGCGGACGCUGGAUGAAGCUGGAAAUGUAAGGAUUGAGCUGCUUGCAUCGAAGUCGCGCGUCGCCCCGCUCAAACGCUUGACGUUACCGCGACUUGAGCUAUCCGCCGCCAAAGAAGCCGCUGCCUUGCACUCUAAAGUAACAAAGGCUUUAUCGAUGGGAAAUGUUCGUACGGUUUUCUGGUCUGACAGUACGAUUGUGCUACACUGGCUACGAGCACCUCCAAAUUCGUGGCAAACUUUUGUAGCUAAUAGAGUAUCGAUGAUACAAACUGCUACUUUCGCACACUCCUGGCGUCACAUAUCAGGAAAGGAAAACCCGGCUGAUUUGGUGUCCCGGGGGAUGACAAUAAACGAUUUUCUGUGCAGCAAUUUGUGGAAACGAGGACCACCAUGGCUGAGCAACAAUGAAGAUGAAUGGCCUAAACGGACUGAGCACGAAGGCCCUCCUGACGAACAGUUGGAAGUUCGAAAAGUUGUUCAUACCGUUGUUGUAGAAGAUCCACCCAACGAAAUGUUCAGAUUGCACUCAUCGUUGUCUACGCUUCUGCGGAUUGUUGCAUAUUGUCGUCGCUUUGCGUACAACUGUCGCAACCGGGACGAUAGGAAGGAUACACUCGCCCUUUCCCAUGAAGAAAUAUAUUCAGCUAAAAUAACACUAACCCGAAUUGCACAAGCUGAACGAUUUUCGGUCGAACUGAAGGCGUUACAGGAGCGGAAAUGUGUCGAUCGCAAAUCUCACCUGAAGAGACUGUCUCCGUUUCUUGAUAAUCAGGGAAUCAUCCGAGUAGGAGGCCGGCUACAUUUCUCGAACGAAGAGUACGCUGUCAAGCAUCCAGCUGUUUUACCGAGUCAUCAUCCGUUUACACAUUUGAUUGUACAGCACCCUAUCCGAGAUACGACAAGAAUUCUGGCCGAUACAUGGAAAGCGUGUCGUCAACACCGUGCUUCGUAA